Lodderomyces theae is the source of this 741-nucleotide messenger RNA. It is a transcript of the gene MGE1, whose product is annotated as Mge1p. Gene Ontology annotation, biological process: protein folding; protein import into mitochondrial matrix. Gene Ontology annotation, molecular function: protein homodimerization activity; adenyl-nucleotide exchange factor activity; protein-folding chaperone binding. Bases 1 to 741 code for a protein of 246 amino acids. NCBI's taxonomy places the organism in Eukaryota, Fungi, Ascomycota, Pichiomycetes, Serinales, Debaryomycetaceae. The record is from RefSeq and is a predicted model, not a curated record. Gene Ontology annotation, cellular component: PAM complex, Tim23 associated import motor. The transcript has a single exon.
AUGCAAAGAGCUUUAUUACAAUCAGUUAGGAGGACGAUUCAAACUCGUGCCAGUGUUACGUCGUCCGUGUUUAGAUCUUCAGUCUGCGUACCACCACGCCAACAAUUUAUUCGCUUCAAUUCUACUAACGCAGAGGCAAAAAAUGGUGCAGAGUCUGCUAGCACUGCAAAUGAGCAAGCGGAACAAAAACUGACACGUGAGGCAGAGAAUGACAACCAAGCAGAAGCUGCAGAACCUACAGAAAGCCCAGAGGUCAAAGAAUUGAGGGAGAAAUUAGAGAAAAAGGACAAGGACUUGGCCCUCAUGAAGAAUCACUACGCCAAAGCCAAAGCUGAUUUCAUCAGUUUACAAGAAACAACAAAGAAAGAAGUUCAGAAAGCAAAGGACUUUGCAUUGCAAAAACUUGCUAAAGAUUUAUUAGAGUCGAUAGAUAAUUUCAAUUUCGCUUUGGAUCAUGUGAAAGACGAAACACUCAAGGCCAAUGAAGAGGUCAAGAACUUGUAUGAGGGCGUGGAUAUGACCAGAAAUGUUUUUGAGAAAACAUUGCAGAGACAUGGAAUCGAGAAAAUUGAACCAUUGGGAGAAAAGUUUGAUCCUAAUUUGCAUGAGGCCACUUUCGAAAUUGCUCAACCUGACAAAGAGCCAGGCUCUGUGUUUUUUGUUCAGCAAUCUGGUUACACUUUGAACAACAGGGUUUUGAGACCAGCUAAAGUUGGUGUUGUCAAGAGCGAAGACAAGUAG